GCUUUUUUGCUUUAGUUGAGAGAAAAUCGUCGCUUAGUUAACGUCGCCCCACAAAAGAACACCUCGAACGCAAAAUAAAUUUAAAGAAAUCAAUCAAUUAACGACAACAGCCCUAACUUAGUGCUGGUGUUUAUUGUAAAUAAAAAGAAAAAUUAAAGUUUUAUGUGAAGUUUUCUGUGCAUAGUUGCUGAAGGUUAAAACCGUAAAACCGUAUAUCGAAAAAUAAGCACAUAUAUCUAUAUACCCCUAUAUAUAUACACACACACAUAUAUAUGUAUAUUGGUAUAUAAGAAAAGAGCUUACGAAACAAAAAUCUCGUGUACAAAAAGUCCAAUUUUUUUAACCAACAGUUUCGAAUUGUUCAAGAAACAACAACAACAACAACAACCACGAUAAUAACAAACAACAACAAACAAACAAUUUAUCUGGAUUGAAGCUACAUCGCCAGUUAUAUAUAUAUAUAUACAACUUAUAUAUAUAAUAUAUAUUCACACAAAAUUUUAAGAAAUUUUUCAAGCACCCUCCUUCCUUCCUGGAUUCCGAAUUUUAGUGCAAUAGGAAAAUGGCCCAACCGCAAUUGCUGCAAAUCAAAUUGUCACGUUUCGAUGCCCAGCCCUGGGGAUUUCGCCUGCAGGGCGGCGUCGACUUCGCCCAGCCCCUGCUAGUGCAAAAGGUGAAUGCUGGCAGUCUAGCGGAGCAGGCUGGCCUACAGCCAGGCGAUGCUGUCAUUAAGAUCAAUGACGUGGACGUCUUCAACUGUCGCCACAAGGAUGCCCAGGACAUUGUUGUGCGCUCGGGCAACAAUUUUGUCAUCACAGUGCAGCGUGGCGGCUCUACUUGGCGUCCACAGGUUACGCCCACUGGCAACGUGCCGCAGGUCAAUUCGCCCUAUUUGCAGACAGUGACGAAAACUUCUCUGGCUCAUCAUCAGACCGAUAGCCAGCAUAUUGGCUGCGGCUACAACAACUCGGCGCGUCCAUUUGCCAACGGCGGCGGCGACGGCGGCGUGAAGAGCAUCGUCAAUAAACAAUACAACACCCCGGUUGGCAUUUACAGCGAUGAAUCUAUUGCGGAAACCCUCUCCGCUCAGGCGGAGGUUUUGGCUGGCGGUGUUCUAGGUGUGAACUUUAAGAAGAACGAAAAGGAAUACCAGGCUGACCGCUCGGAGGUGUUGAAGUUCCUGCGCGAGGAGGAGACGGGACAAUCGACUCCAGAGCCGCACAGCCCGGCGAACUUCUACUGGACGCAGAGCCAUGCGAUUGGCGGCAACGAGCGACGCACGCCGCUGCCCCACAGCCAGGUGCAGCAGGGCCUCGGACAGGACGAACGCAUCGGCACCAAUUUACAGCAAAAUACGCUGGCGCCGGCGGCCACGCAUCGACCCAGUCUGCCCGUUGCUAAGCCCCAGCAGCAACAGCAGCAGCAGCAGAAACAGCAGCAGGAGCAGCAGGAAAAGCAGCAGGAGGAAUUGCACGAUCCGCGCAUCAUUGUCAUGCCCAUAUGCCCCGCUCUGCAGGGCCCAGAGUACAAGGCCGAGAUGGAUGCUGCGGCGGCGGCACUGGCCAGCGACUCGGAUGGCGUGCGUCCAUUGUCCGCCAGCGGACAUCCGGCCUGUCAAUUGUGCGGCGUGGGCAUUGUCGGUGUCUUUGUGCGCAUCAAGGACAAGAACCUGCACGUGGAGUGCUUCAAGUGCGCCACCUGUGGCACCUCCCUGAAGAACCAGGGCUACUACAACUUCAACAACAAGCUCUAUUGCGACGUCCAUGCCAAGAUGGCCGCCCAGGCGCAUCCGCCACCUGGCACCGAGGGCUAUGUGCCAGUGCCCAUUAAGCCGAAUACCAAGCUGAGCGCCAGCACGAUUUCUUCGGCCUUGAGCUCGCAUGGCUAUGGCAGCAAUGGCUAUGCCAAUGGCAAUGCCACGCCCACUCCGGCACCGGCAAAGCCAACAGCAGCAGCAGCAGCAGCAGCAGCAGCAGCAACAGCAGCAACAGCUACUGCCGCAGCUACAGCUUCAGCUCAGUCAGAUAUAAUGUCAGCCAACGUGGCGGAUGAGCAAUAUUUAAUUAAUAACAACAAUUGCUUUGGCGACGCCGCCCCCGCUGCCAACGGCGCUGCCGCUGCGUGUUCAGUUCCCUCUGCGGCAGCGAGCGGCUCUGAGCAGCCGUUCGAGUAUGUCACCUUGACCGGAAAUGUAAUACGCAGCGUGCAGCCGCCUGGCAAAGGCAAUGCCCCACCCAGCUAUCGGGUCAACCAGGGCUAUGCUCGGCCCUAUGGCGCCUCUCAGGCGCCCGCGGCAGCGCCCAAGUCUCCGGUGCCGGUCUCCUAUCCACCCCAGCAGCAGCAGCAGCAGCAGCGUCCAGGUGGCAACGCCUACGCCACUUUGCCACGCUCGAAUGUUGGUCAACAAGAAUUGGAGGCGGAAGGCUUGCAGCCGCAAUACGAGGAGGAAUGCUACGAGGAGGAUGUCGAGGUUGCCAUGGCAGCCAGCCGUCGCUCGCAUGGCAGCAGCUUUUCGUGGCCACCGCCACAGGAUGAAAGUCAUACGGCACCAACCGCUGCACCACUCUAUAUAGCCCCACCCGAAACGCAGCACGUGGUGGUGGCGAAGCCUGUGCAGGAGGUGCCGCCCCUGCCGCCGGGUAGCGCUAGCUCGCGCCUCGAUCCGCAGCCGCAGGAGCGGUCUCAAGCGAACAAGUCGCAGCAGCCUUCGCAGGCUCCACAGGCUCCACAGGCUCCACAGUGGCAGAGCUACUCAGCACCGCAGCUGACGCAGCAGCGCGUGCAGCAGACUCAAAUGGAGCAAGAGUCGAGCUCGGACAGCUAUACGUCCACAUCGACAACCACAACAACCACCUCGGAGGAGUAUCAGCGCAUGUACGCCGCCCAGCUGCAGGCCUAUCAAAUGCAGCAGGCGUGCUACGAGCAGUCGGGCUCUGAGCUGGACUACCAGCUGGAUCAGGACGCGCAGGAUUAUGCCUCGGGCAGGCGCAGUGCCCAGGAGUGCGUCGACUCGCUCUCAGCGCCAUUGAGCACCUACAAGCUAAUCGAUAUGGUAAGGGAGGUGACGCCCAGUCCCGUGUCUACUCCAGCUCCUGGUGCAGCUCCUGCUCCUGCUCCUGCUGCUGCUCCACCUGCUCGUCACGUGGCGUUCAACGAUGAGCCAGAGAUCAAGGAGCUGCACACUGAGCUGGAGACGAUACCCGAGUCGGCCGAGGACCGCGAGGGCCUCAUCAUUGAGCAGCGCUGCCAGAUACUCGAGAGCGAGCGCAUGUUCCAGGCCACGCCAGAGAUUAAGAUCGAGAUAGCACCCGUGCGUCAGCGGCCACCACCCUCCAAGAUACCCAAUCCCAUGCCAAAGGAAUGGAUCAACCCCAUGAUUCGUGUGCUUACCACAGCCCCGGAGGUGCCUUUCCACCUUGUCGAGUGUCCGUUCCCCAAGCCUUGCGACGAUAACUUCGAGGCGGAGGCAGCUGCUGCUGAAGACGCAGCCGAGCAGGCAGCUCAACAAGCUGCAGUUGCUCCACCUCCACCACCGGCUCCGGCUCCGGCUCCUGCUGUCGCUCCCGCUGCUGCUGUAGAUGCCUAUGCCGUUCAGCUGUUGCGCGAGUCGCCGCCACGUGGCAAUCGACUCAGUCAGGCUAUGGCUACAGCGCCGGAGUUUCCAGUUCGCUUCGCCCCGCCCGCAGCCGAGGGCGUUCCACUACCCGAAGAAACAGUACCCUAUAUGCCGCCGCCCAUGGAUAUGAAGCCGUACAUGCGCGAAGAUUAUCGUCCAAAGAGUCCGUUCGUGAGCGCCUUGACCACCGCCCCGGAGCGACCCUUCGAGGGUCACUUCGACCGGGAUGUUCCCAUCCAUAUGAUAGACCUGCCCACACCCAAGGAGCACCUGAGCAUGUGCGACGCACUGUGCACAGCGCCCGAACGUGGCUAUACCCCACUCAAUCCCGAGAACGCGACGCAGCGCCGUGAGGAGGAGCAAAAACAGCAAGAGCUAAAGAAGUAUGAAUUUCAGGUGCUCGAUCAUGAGGAGGAACUGGGCAUCAAGCCGGAGCCGCCCGAGUCUGUGGAGUACUUCAAAACGCAGCCUCAACAGCAGCGCAAAUCCUCCGCAUUUGCGGCCAUGCAAGCAUUCCAGCCGUCUCGCGAGCCACUUUCCUCCAACGCCAACGCCAACACCAAUACCAACUCCAACUCCAACUACUCCAAUUCCUCCGCGUCCAACUCGAACACUGUCACAAGUUCCCUAACGAAAGAACAGAACGAUCUUGAGUACCAGAAGUACUGCAAGGCGCAGCAGCGCAAUCAAAAGCGACUCGACUACUUUCACAAAAAGGAAGAGGAGCUCAACCAGAAUCAAACACAGAUGAAACUUUUUGAGACUAACUCGUCUAAUUCGAAUGCGAAUGCUGCGACUGCUUCCUCUAACUCCUCUUCCACAGUCCAACAGCCCAACAACAUCAACAUCAACAGCAACAACAACAACAACAGCAAUAACAGCAACUCCACCUCCAACUCUGCUUACGUCGCCCAAACCCAGACCCAGGCUCAAACCCAGGCUCAAACCCAGGCUCAGACUCAGGCUCAGGUCCAGUCUCAUGUCCAGGCCAGCAGUCGGUCCUCCUUUUCAGCCAGCUCCAACCUGACCUCCUCCACUUGCACUACCAACCAGACAGCUGUAAAUACCGCUUGCAAACUCGAUGCCCACGAACUGAUCGAGGAAACCGCCGAGGAACUCGAGCACUCUGAGGUACUAUUCCCGCCACCAUCCCCGCUCAGCCACUUGAAAGGCAAAGCCGUCCAGUCCGGUUUGCAUAGGGCGGAUGCCAUACCCAAGUACCAGCGCAAUUGGACAGUGCUGCCCACCCAGAGCCCCAUACGCACACCGGAGCCACAAGAGCUGCGCGAGAAUGUGCCGCUUGCUUUCGUAGAUGCACCCAAGCAGCCGACGACAAGUGCCAGCUCAGAGACUGUGCACAGACCCAUUGCAAAGGUUUCGACGGCAUCGACGGCUGCUCGAGGCUCGAUUGCUUCGGUUGCCUCGGUUGCUUCGGUGGGUAAGCCAGCGGUGCAGCCGUCGGUGCCCAUCAUAAUUGAAGAUCGAUCGGGUCCAGUAACGAUGGCUUUUCAAUCACUAGAUGAAUAUGAACAGCCCGAUCAGUCGCUGACUCCUACUCGGCCGUACACGCCCUGCUCGUCCGUCUGUUCGAUGAUCAACAAGCCGGCACCCAUCAUACCCUUCUAUCAGACAGAGGAGAAGCUCUGCUUUGAUGAGUGCCCAGCUACGCAUGCGCGCGACUAUGAUCAACGUGCUGCCUCGCCCUUUCCAGAUCGCGCACGCUCGCCAGCGCCUGGACCUCCGCCGAACCCGCUCUCGGCCAUACGAGCGCCACGCAUGAAGGACCCCUCGGAGUCUCAGCUGCUCUCAGUCGGAGGAUCGCGUCUGCAGGCGGGCUCUAUCACCACGGGCCAGAGCUACCAGGGGCAGCUGCUGGCCCACUCCGAGCUCAGCUCGCAGUCGGCUAGCCAGAGCUACAGCCAGCAGCCGGAGAAGUUGACAGAGAUGCGAAUCGGCAAUGUGAAUGUGCAGCAGCGCGAGCAGUCCUCACAGCUGCAGGAACAGAAGCAGUCGCAACUCCAAAGUCAAACCAAGACCCAAAUUGGCAACACACAGAUCGAGCGCAGACGCAAGGUUACUGAGGAGUUUGAGCACACCCAGAGUGCCAAGACCAUCGAGAUACGCACGGGCUCCAGCUCCCAGACGCAGAUAAAGUCACAGUCUCAAUCGCAAUCGCAAUCGCAAUCGCAGUUGAAGUCUCAGUCUCAGUUGCAGUCUCAAUCGCAGUCGCAGUCUCAAUCACAGUCACAGUCGGAGUCUACGGAACGCCGCUCGUCUUAUGGGCGCACGGGUUUCGUGGCCAAUCAGGCCCGUCGGCUCUCUGGGCUGGAGCAGGAAAUUAGCAGCUUAACGACUCAGUCUCAAGCCAUCAGUGCUCGCGCCUCGACGCUAGGCGAGGGCAGCUUCCCACAGCUGCGUUCGCCCACCUUUGAGGAUAAGUUUCCUCUGAAUCCAGCUGCUGUUGAGUCAAGCGUGCCCAACUAUUCAGCAGGGUUGACAGCAGGCAACAAGCUGCUCGGACCUCCACCUGGAUUCAAGCAGCAACAGCAACAGCAGCAGCUGCAACAGAGGUCGGCCUUCAAGUCAACUUCCUCGACUCAGCAACAGCAGCUGACCUCAUCGCUAACAUCAGCUUCAGCAAUUACAUCCGCAUCUGCAUCAACAUCUGCAUCAGCAUCAGCAUCACAAGCGUCGGCCAGUCUAACCAAAGCUUCUGCUAUUACUACCACAACUAAUAAUCAAGCCUGUGCGCAAUUCAGAGGCUCUGGAGCCGCGGGCUCCUCAUUAACAGCUGCGCUGGCCAAGCUGCCAACUGCUUCGGCGCCAAAGCCAACAACAACUACAGUUGCGCCACCCGUCUUUCCGCCCAAUCUAAGCGAGUUGAACUCUAAUGUUGAUGGUUCCACAGGUGCUGGAGGCAAGGGCGGAGCAUUCGGAGCCACCUCGGCGCCAAAGCGUGGACGUGGCAUUCUCAACAAGGCCGCCGGACCAGGCGUUCGCAUCCCACUGUGCAACAGCUGCAAUGUGCAGAUCAGGGGACCCUUCAUUACGGCUCUGGGUCGCAUCUGGUGCCCCGAUCACUUCAUCUGCGUGAACGGCAACUGCCGUCGUCCGCUGCAGGACAUUGGCUUCGUUGAGGAGAAGGGCGACCUCUACUGCGAGUAUUGCUUCGAGAAGUAUCUGGCGCCCACUUGCAGCAAAUGCGCUGGCAAAAUCAAGGGCGACUGCUUGAAUGCCAUUGGCAAGCACUUCCAUCCGGAGUGCUUUACUUGCGGCCAGUGCGGCAAGAUCUUUGGCAACACGCCAUUCUUCCUAGAAGAUGGCAAUGCAUACUGCGAGGCUGACUGGAACGAGCUGUUCACUACAAAGUGUUUCGCCUGCGGCUUCCCUGUUGAAGCUGGCGAUAGAUGGGUGGAGGCGCUGAACCACAACUAUCAUAGCCAAUGCUUCAACUGCACUUUCUGCAAACAGAACCUGGAGGGUCAGAGCUUCUACAAUAAGGGCGGACGUCCCUUCUGCAAGAACCACGCGCGUUAAGCUCAAUCACAGAUCUUAUUGUAUAUGGCUCGACUAUGGACUUCAGGGAUUACGCACACUAACAACCAACAACCAACCUACAAUAACCGACAACAACAACAACAGCACGAUUAGAAAAGCAACAACAGUUCUGAAUUAAGCAUUGAAGCUCAUUAAAGCAAUUAUCAAAUUAAAUGAUGCCUAAUUAAUAUUAA
This is a messenger RNA of Drosophila mojavensis, 7347 nucleotides long. It is a transcript of the gene Zasp52, whose product is annotated as PDZ and LIM domain protein Zasp. The transcript is spliced from 16 exons. Gene Ontology annotation, molecular function: muscle alpha-actinin binding; actin binding. Lineage: Eukaryota; Metazoa; Arthropoda; Insecta; Diptera; Drosophilidae. Bases 563 to 7153 code for a protein of 2196 amino acids. Gene Ontology annotation, biological process: actin cytoskeleton organization; muscle structure development. Gene Ontology annotation, cellular component: Z disc; adherens junction; stress fiber. The record is from RefSeq and is a predicted model, not a curated record.